UCUGUAGAAAAUGUCUCAGAUCUUUGAGUUCAGCUCCUGCAAAAUGGGAGCAAAACUGGAAGUGUUUAUAUCUGUGUUCAGUGUAGUAUAUAUUUAUACUUUAUUUAAUUCAUACAGUAAUUAUAAAAAUGUAAAAGUUGCUUUCAAUUAUUGUAGAAAGGGGGCACACCUCAGUUACUACCCUAUAACGGCUGCGGGGGGUUCUUCUCGGCCGCAGCAGAUGCAGAACGGUGCCCCCUCUCUGAUUCCGGGCACAGGCCUGGGUGUGAUACAGCUGCCAUUGAGUGGGCACCAGGUCUGGUCACUGCUAUAGAUAGGGCACUGUGUGGCAGACACAGCUGUGAGACCUGGUCCAGACCCCCAUCUGACUCACUACAGCACCCAUCAUCUUUUCUAUUCCCAGAGGGAGCCCGAAAGAUUGCGCUGCAUGAGUCAAGUCCACUGAAGAUAUGACUGUUGUCAAGUGUCUGGCACGUUCCUGCAGCGCCCCCGAUCUCAUUCCUUAACCCUUACUCACUGCUGGCCGGCUCCCCUCCCCCACUGCUCCACUCUCCUGAUCUUACCGGGUCAUGAAUCCUGCCCUGGAUCACCGGCAACAGCUUAAAGAGCAAUUGCCCCAAAUUAAAACUGGGUGGCAGCCAAUAUGACAACCGUGAAACCAGAGGAAAAACCACUGUGGUCCACCAGAAGAUCGGGUGCCACUUCCACCGGGAAGAUCGGGUGCCGCUUCCACCGGGAAGAUCGGGUGCCGCUUCCACCGGGAAGAUCGGGUGCCGCUUCCACCGGGAAGAUCGGGUGCCGCUUCCACCGGGAAGAUCGGGUGAUACUUUUAUCGGGUGCCGCUUCCAUCGGGAAGAUCGGGUGCCCCUUCCACCGGGAAGAUCUGGUGAUACUUUUAUCGGGUGCCGCUUCCAUCGGGAAGAUCGGGUGCCGCUUCCACCGGGAAGAUCUGGUGAUACUUUUAUCGGGUACCGCUUCCAUCGGGAAGAUCGGGUGCCGCUUCCACCGGGAAGAUCUGGUGAUACUUUUAUCGGGUGCCGCUUCCACCGGGAAGAUUGGGUGCCGCUUCCACCGGGAAGAUCGGGUGAUACUUUUAUCGGGUGCCGCUUCCAUCGGGAAGAUCGGGUGCCCCUUCCACCGGGAAGAUCUGGUGAUACUUUUAUCGGGUGCCGCUUCCAUCGGGAAGAUCGGGUGCCGCUUCCACCGGGAAGAUCUGGUGAUACUUUUAUCGGGUGCCGCUUCCAUCGGGAAGAUCGGGUGCCGCUUCCACCGGGAAGAUCGGGUGAUACUUUUAUCGGGUGCCGCUUCCAUCGGGAAGAUCGGGUGCCGCUUCCACCGGGAAGAUCUGGUGAUACUUUAUUCCGGUGCCGCUUCCAUCGGAAAGAUCGGGUGCCGCUUCCAUUGGGAAGAUCGGGUGCCGCUUCCACCGGGAAGAUCUGGUGAUACUUUUAUCGGGUGCCGCUUCCAUCGGGAAGAUCGGGUUCCGCUUCCAUCGGGAAGAUCGGGUGCCGCUUCCAUCGGGAAGAUCGGGUGCCGCUUCCACCGGGAAGAUCGGGUGAUACUUUUAUCGGGUGCCGCUUCCAUCGGGAAGAUCGGGUGCCGAUUCCACCGGGAAGAUCGGGUGCCACUUCCACCGGGAAGAUCGGGUGCCGCUUCCACCGGGAAGAUCGGGUGCCGCUUCCACCGGGAAGAUCGGGUGCCGCUUCCACCGGGAAGAUCGGGUGCCGCUUCCACCGGGAAGAUCGGGUGA
Bufo gargarizans (Asiatic toad) is the source of this 1750-nucleotide messenger RNA. RefSeq lists its product as uncharacterized. The transcript has 2 exons. The record is from RefSeq and is a predicted model, not a curated record. NCBI's taxonomy places the organism in Eukaryota, Metazoa, Chordata, Amphibia, Anura, Bufonidae. Bases 644 to 1750 code for a protein of 368 amino acids.